Messenger RNA from Mus pahari (shrew mouse), 6861 nucleotides. It is a transcript of the gene Slc45a4, whose product is annotated as solute carrier family 45 member 4. Gene Ontology annotation, molecular function: sucrose:proton symporter activity. Bases 448 to 2805 code for a protein of 785 amino acids. Lineage: Eukaryota; Metazoa; Chordata; Mammalia; Rodentia; Muridae. The transcript is spliced from 8 exons. The record is from RefSeq and is a predicted model, not a curated record. Gene Ontology annotation, cellular component: membrane. Gene Ontology annotation, biological process: transmembrane transport.
GCCUCGCCAGCCCCGCCAGCCCCGCGGCCCCGGCCGGAGGAGACAGAUCCUCUAGCCGCUCGAUGGGGAGUCACAGAAGACCGCCUGUGUGUGUCAGAUCCCCACCUCUCUGUAGCAAGAGAAGUAACUACAGCGCCUUCACAGUCAUGAUGAUGAAACUGGUAUUAACUGAGUGGCCCUUAUGGAUUUUUAACUCUAACUCACAGUGAGCCAGCAAGCCAUAUGUUUACAGUACAACCAAAAACCCUUCGUGUUGCUGCACUUCCCGUGUGAGAGGUUGAGACGCCUGUUGGUACAGAGUGGAAUACAAGAGUUACUUGCCGUGGAACGCACCUGCAGCAGACAGAGCGAGAAGACGUCUUAAUUUAUCAUUGGAGAGAGAUGAUAGUAUUAUUUAUAUAGGUAGAAUAAAUAAAUAUAUAUAUAAAUAUAUAUAUUUUGGUGGUAAUGAAAAUGGCUCCGCAGAAUGCCGACUCGGAAUCUAUGCAAGUACAAGAGCUGCCUGUGCCCCUGCCAGACCCUCAGAAACCCAGAGACCCAGAGGCGGAGACCCAAGAGGAGACCACAAGCGAGGGGUCCAUAGACAGAAUCCCCACACGCCUAUGGGUCAUGCAUGGGGCAGUGAUGUUUGGCAGGGAAUUUUGUUACGCGAUGGAGACAGCACUGGUUACACCUAUACUGUUACAGAUAGGCCUCCCUGAGAAGUACUACAGCCUCACCUGGUUCCUGAGCCCUGUCCUCGGCCUCAUCUUCACACCGCUUAUUGGCUCUGCAAGUGACCGCUGCACCCUGAGCUGGGGCCGCCGGCGGCCCUUCAUCCUUGCGCUAUGUGUGGGGGUCCUCAUUGGCGUUGCACUUUUCCUCAACGGCUCCGCUAUAGGUCUGGCGCUCGGCGAUGUUCCCAGCCAGCAGCCCAUUGGCAUUGUCCUCACGGUGCUGGGAGUGGUGGUCCUGGAUUUCAGUGCCGAUGCAACUGAAGGGCCCAUUCGUGCCUACCUGCUGGAUGUGGUAGACAGUGAGGAACAAGACAUGGCCCUCAACAUACACGCCUUCUCUGCUGGCCUUGGUGGGGCCAUUGGCUACGUGCUGGGUGGGCUGGACUGGACGCAGACCUUCCUAGGUGACUGGUUCCAGACACAGAACCAGGUGUUGUUCUUCUUUGCUGCCGUUAUCUUCUCGGUGUCGGUGGCUCUGCAUCUCUUCAGCAUUGAGGAGGAGCAAUAUAGCCCACAGCAGGACCGCGGGCCUGAGGAUCCCACCCUGCCCGGCACCAGUGUUCAGCCUGGCGCCCCAGCCCCUGCUUCCCGCCUCAGCUCCCUUGGUGGGGGCAUGCAGGACGGCAGCCCCCCAUUCCCAGAUGAGGUGCAGUCAGAGCACGAGCUGUCCUUGGACUACCUCGAUGUGGACAUCGUGCGCAGCAAGAGUGACUCGGUGCUGCACAUGGCUGACGCCACACUGGACAUGGAACCUCAGCUGCUCUUCCUGCAUGACAUCGAGCCCUCCAUCUUCCAAGACGCUUCCUACCCCAGCACCCCCCAGAGCACCAGCCAAGAGCUCCUGAGGGCCAAGUUGCCCCGUCUGUCCACGUUCCUCAGGGAGUCCACCAAGGAGGACGACACCUUGCUUGAUAAUCACUUGAAUGAAGCUAAAGUCCCAAAUGGGAGAGGCUCCCCGCCAAUCAACUCCCUCAUCCGCUCCAAGGUAGACUUGAAGCCCUCAGUCACGUCUGGUUCCAUGAGGCGGCGUAGGCACAUGUUUCACAGGCAGGCUUCUAGCACCUUCUCCUACUACGGCAAGAUUGGGUCCCACUGCUACCGCUACCGCCGGGCCAACGCAGUGGUCCUCAUCAAGCCGUCCCGAAGCAUGAGCGACCUGUAUGACCUGCAGCAGCGACAGCGCUCCCGGCACCGCAACCAGAGUGGGGCCACUGCCUCCAGCGGGGACACAGAGAGUGAGGAGGGUGAGACAGAGACCACCGUGCGCUUGCUGUGGCUGUCCAUGCUGAAGAUGCCCAAGGAGCUGAUGUGGCUCUGCCUCUGCCACCUACUCACUUGGUUCUCCGUCAUCGCAGAGGCUGUCUUCUAUACUGACUUCAUGGGCCAGGUUAUCUUCAAAGGGAACCCGCAGGCUCCCUCCAACUCCACCAAGUGGCAUGCCUACAACGCUGGCGUAAAGAUGGGCUGCUGGGGCCUGGUCAUCUACGCUGCUACUGGUGCUAUCUGCUCAGCCCUGCUACAGAAGUACCUGGACAACUAUGACCUGAGCAUCAGGAUCAUCUACAUGUUGGGGACCCUGGGCUUCUCCGUGGGCACCGCUGUGAUGGCCAUGUUUCCCAACGUCUACGUGGCCAUGGUCACCAUCAGCACCAUGGGCGUUGUCUCCAUGAGCAUCUCCUACUGCCCCUAUGCCCUCCUCGGGCACUACCAUGACAUCAAGGAGUAUGUCCACCACAGUCCGGGGAAUUCCAAGCGUGGAUUUGGCAUUGACUGCGCCAUCCUCUCCUGUCAGGUCUACAUCUCCCAGAUCCUGGUUGCAUCUGCCCUUGGGGGCGUGGUCGACGCUGUGAAUAGUAUCGUUGUCAUCCCCAUAGUGGCUUCUGUGGGCUCUUUCCUGGGCUUCCUGACAGCCACAUUCCUGGUCAUCUACCCUGAGGUGUCAGAAGAACCUAAGGAGGAACAGAAAGGCCUAUCCUCAGGGUCCGCUGGCGAAGGCGAGGGUGGGGCGGGCAGUGAGAAGCCCACUGUACUGAAGCUGUCUCGGAAAGGGGGCCUUCGGGGGCUGGUGGAGACUGAGUCCAUGGUGUGAGCCCCCGCUGGUACAUUCCACACUGGAGGGCAGGGCGCACUGGGGGUCAUGCUUGCCCAUACCGUGCGAGCUGGAAUUCCUUCCCAGAGCACAGUCCAAGUUCAGUAGGUGUUAGGUGUAGGGUAGGUUUGAGCUAUUAGACAAAAUAUCACACUAAUUACCUUUCCCACGAUUAAAAAAAAUCAUUUGAAAUCUUUUUUUAUUGAAAAAGAACUUAAUUUCAGCUGUCUUUUAUUCUGCAGGUAUAUCAUUCUGCAUGUUUUAAAUUGUGAAAUAUUCACAGCAUAGUCAAUAAGCAAUUUAGAAAACGUAAGGGUCUGCAUUUCUAAACCAGUAAUUGGAAGUGCAGAAACUGACUCCCUUGGCAGAUGUCAUCUGAAGGCGGCAGACAGCAGCGCAGUACCCAGACUGCCCAGCAGGUGUCUGUCGGAGACGCCUUCAGCAUCAGUCUGGUAUUGCAGCGCCUCAGAGUAUUUUUCUGUUUAUUUUAGAAACAGUAUUUUCUUUUUCACAACUGUGGUUUUCUUAGAAGAACAGCAUCUCUGGCGAGUUAGGCUCGCAAUCCUGUGCACAGCUGAGACCACACACCAAAGCUGGGGAAAGGUCCCAGAGGUGUUUGAGCAGAAGGCAGCCAUUCCCCAGGGCAGCCUCCAGACAUCCCACCUAGGGACAGCACCAAUCAGCAGGGCUGAAUGUGAACUCUGAGUGUGCCUCCUGCGUGCUUGUGUGUAAGUUUGUCUGUCCAGUCCCUACCCUCGUGGUCCUCCCCAGAAGCCACCACAGGGCAGCUGUUGGCUCCGUGGGACACUUAAGCUUGUCUCUACAUGUUUGGCUGGAAAUCAGGCACAGAGCUCCAGGUGAGCAUCCGCUCCCAAGCCCUGCUGCACGGCUACCUCGCGAGUGGGAGACAGUGGCAUGGGAGCAGGGCACGGGAAGGUGCCGAGGCCUACCUCCUACCACAUUGCUGACAUUGAUCCUCGCUGGAACCUAACUGAAGUCUUGCGAGCUCAUCACCUGCUCCUGCUGACGGUCACUGGAGUGGGGUGGAGGCAAAGAACAGCAAGCAUCUGCCUGAGCAGGUGGGCUGCUGACCCAAGAUCCCGUGCAGUGUCAGGUUUCUGCACAUGAGCAGAACUUGGGCUUCAGGGAAGCAGGCUCAGCAAGUGCAGCUGUGGGUAAAGACUUUGCGACGACGUCUCUGUUUAACAACUCCGGUCUCUCGGUUCAUGAAACAGUCGGUCUGCACUCAGGAGAGGGGAGGUCCUCCCUGGAUGGUACCCAGAUGACGUCAGAGCCGUGCUCUUGUUGCCUCGGUUGGUGUUUUUACAUAAAGUACUUUAAAGUGCAUGAGAAUCAUGCUGCAAUAUGAGCAUUCUAAAGCAAAUAUAUAUGCAUAUAUAUUUCAAGAUGAAAGUAAGCAGUUUUUAAAUAAAUUACUUGAAUUUUCUGUGUCUUCAAAGGAACGCUGUGUUUGUCCUUGGCUGGGCUCUCUUGCCACGUUCCCCACACAGGUGGCAGUUUGUCAUCUUUAGUGUUUUAUAUCUGGGAAGCAGAGGCGAGCUCAGGAUACAAGGGUACCUUCCCCCUGCCUGCGUCUUCCCUCCAGCCUAUGCCUGCAGAGGACUGUCUCCACCUUCCAGUGUUUUCCGUGUUGCCUGUUGAGAAUGGAAUUGCAGGUCUCCCUGCUUUUCCACGUUAUUAUAGGAGGACGCAGGAGGCAGGGAUGCAGAGGACACUUAAGUGGGCAAAACCUGGAACCAUCGAAAUAAGUGUGAGGUCUUAGGACACACUGCUCACAGCACCCCACCCAAAGGCUUCUGCAGACCUUCCUCACUGAAGCUGAAUGACAGGGGUGUUGGGGUCUAGCGGAGACCACACCCACAGUAGCAGGAGAUAAUAGGAUCGUCACAAACAGUGGUCCAGACCUUAAGAUGCCAUGGCUUCCAGUCACCAUAAUGUGAAGUACCACAAGGACUCUGUGUUUAUGGCACAGGUCUUGGCAAAGCCACCGGUAAAAUGCUGACACCCAGUAAGAACAGUCAGCCAGAGGCAUGCCUGUUUGUUGCUGUCACAUCAGGCUGCACAUCUGGUACUUUUAAAGACCUGAGCCUGUUAGAUGUUUGCACCCAAAGGCCACUGUCUGUGGGUCUAGCCAGUGUGAGGGCCCUUGGGAUGAGACCCAAGGGUGCUUAUAGAGUUGAUUUCUGGGCUUCUUUGCAGAUAAAUAUAGCGAGCUAUGGACCUCAAGGUGGAUGUUGUCUCAUCCAGGGUACACAAGAAGACAGGUCCUUUUGCCUAGCACUUCCCUCACUGAGAUGCCACCAGUGGGCAACUAUCAGGGCCACUGCCAGUGUGUUAAGGAAGCCAAGGGAGGAGGUCUGGCUUUGUAGUGGGUGAUGCCAAAGCUUGUAUUGCUCAGGCCAGGCCAGGUAUUUCUGUUUCCUGACCUGGACUUGCAGACCCAGCACUCAUGGGCACUGGGAUCCCAGAGUAGAGCGUACCUGAAUAGCUCUAACACUGCCUAUGAUCUUGAGAGGAAAGGUGGUUCGGUUCCCUGAACCCAGGGGACUGGAAGGGUCAGUCAAGCAGAUGCCCAUUUGUGGCCAGUGCCGAGGAUGCAAACAGAGUUAGCUUGGGAUUUAGACGCUGUGAAAAGCACCGUGUGGUAGGGGAUUAGGAGGAAUUCCCCUGGUCCCAGGCCAUAGAAUUGUACACAGAUUACUAAUGGAAGGGAGCCCACUUCUCUUGCCCAUGAAAGUCAGCAGGUUUUUUUUAAGAGAGAACCUUUUAGCCCAAGUUUGCCUGCAAGAGAGUACAAGCUGUUAAGUGGUCCACAGCCUGGGGGCAGAAUGGCUUGGUAGCAUCUAGAAAGCUGGCUAUGGGACAUUGUCCCUUCUUAGCCUAAGGUCUCAGAUGGAAUAUUCACACCGACAGGUGCACAGCCCUCAGACUCCCACCCUUGAGAUCCUCAGGCCCUGUGAGGGAUGGUUUGGGCAAAGUUGGGAGUGACAGAACAGGAUAUGGUUGGUAGCCUCCUGGAAUGGUCAAGAUGUCAUAUAAGGUACGGUGUGACCCCCUCCAUCAGCAGCCUGGCUGGCUUAUCUCCCUGGUGCCACUGGCUUCUGCAACCCAUGGAGUUAAUGGCUCCCUUUGUCUGUGGCCAGUGGUCUGCAGAAGCAGCAACCAUGGAUACGUGUGCUACAGGUCAGUUUCCUAAAACAUGUACUGAAACGGGACACUCAUCAACCUCACAUGCACCAAACGCCAUGGCCCCCGAGCUGUUCCGCUUCCACCUGGGCCUCUGCCUUCAGCCACCAACCAACACACCUGGAUUGUGCAGGUGAAGCCACCGGUGGGUCCUCCUCCAAUGGCUGUUACCAGACAUGGGCUCACCCCUCUGCCUGUGAGCUUUCGAGAAUGCCUGGGGGACAGUCCGGCACGGCAGCCAUGCUGUCGGCUGGACUGACUCUUAAACGGGGCAGGCAGGGGGCGUGCACGGCCAUAGCUCAUCACCACUUCAUGAAAAGCCAGCGUCAUGGUGGGAAGCCUGAGAUGGCCCCUCUGACAGCAACCCUUGGGCCUCCAGGAGCACAGAGCAACCUGGGAGCCCCAGCUGCCUCCCCUGCUGCCUGCUGAAGGUCCUGUGCUGGGACCCAGUAGCAGGAAGAAGUGUUGUUAGAAAGGCGUCAGCACAAUGGCGCUCCCCAGGCACCUCGGAACAAAAACGAUUUAGUUCCUUUGUGAACUGGAAACAGAACAACUGUUAUCAACUUAUUAAGUUGGAGCACUGUAAUAGCUCUUGCUGAUUUUUAGCAACGGUUAAGUGUGUGUUAAACACAUGUUACGAUCGAUGGGGAAACAGAUUCUAGAGAGAGUACUAUCACACAUGACUUUGUGUUUUAUUAGGUGGAUAUUGACACCUGCUGCUGUCCAGAGCCCCUCCAGGGCUUUGUCCUUUUUUUGUCACCUGCUGGGCUGCUGGUCCCUGUACAUCGCUCAGUGUGUAUGGCCUGACUCCGUCCUGCCAGGCUAGUGUCUCCCUGCCGCUAUUGUGUU